AUGGAUGAAUAUGAAAAUGAAAAAGAAGUUAAUGCAGAUUUUAUCGACAGCGGUAAUUUUAACGGGUGUAUUAAUCUUAAAGAUUUGUUUGGUUUUUGUGAAGAUUAUAAACGUAUUUUAAUAAACUGCAACCAGCAACUUAUAUUGAAUAGAGCAUCACUCGAUAUAAAUGCAAUCAAACAGUAUAAAAAUAAUGAAGUUGUUGCAGACGCACCGAAACUAAAAGACGUUAAAAUAAACAUAACGAAAAUAUUAUGGAGAAUGCCUAUAGUGAAAGUGAGUGAUAGAGAAAAAAUACGACCGUUGAAAGUAAUUAAUAAUCAGAAACCGCUUACAUGUGCGUUUCGAUCGUGGGAACUGUGUGAAUAUCCAUUUUUACCUCAAAACAUUUCGCAUUCAUGGAAAGUAAAGACAUCCAACAAAUUAGAAAAACCUAGAUAUGUCAUAAUCGGUUUUCAAAACGAUAGGAAAAAUAGCUCGAGUAAAGCAAUGUCAUAUUUCGAUCAUUGUAAAAUUAAAAACUUGAAGGUCUAUUUAAACUCUGAAGUAUUCCCCUGUGAAGAUUUUCAAAGCGACUUUACCAAGAACAAGAUGGCUACAUUAUAUCGUGCAUACACGGAGUUCCAGAAAUCUUACUACGGACAUAACGAAGUGACACCUCUAUUGAACAGAUCAGAUUUCAAAAAUCUGUCCCCGAUUGUAGUUGUUGACAUGAGCCGACAAAACGAUAACGUGAAAAUGUCAACUGUGGACCUCAGAAUCGAACUCGAAGCCAACGAAGCGUUCCCAACUGAUACUUCGGCAUAUUGUUUAAUAUUACAUGAUCAAAUUAUAACUUAUAAUCCAUUUAAUGGAGAAGUAAGAACCUUGUAA
Messenger RNA from Aphis gossypii (cotton aphid), 873 nucleotides. RefSeq lists its product as uncharacterized. Lineage: Eukaryota; Metazoa; Arthropoda; Insecta; Hemiptera; Aphididae. The transcript has 2 exons. Bases 1 to 873 code for a protein of 290 amino acids. The record is from RefSeq and is a predicted model, not a curated record.